AGCAGGUCAUGACUGGUCGUGCCCAGUCGGUUGAGGAAGCAGCAGGAGAGCUUGCGGACGCUAUCGAAGUGGAUGGGUCUCAACAGCAGCAGCAGCACGAGCAGCACGAGCAGCGAGAGGCGCGGCGGGGGCGGCGGGGCGGGAGGCGAGAGCAGUGGCGCCGGCGGCAGCGCCGGAGGCAGCAGCACCAAGAGCAUCAAGUACAAUUGCGACCACAACGGGGGCAGCAACGGGCGAAGCAGCAGCAAUCUGAGAGGCACCAAGAGCAGCAGCAGCAGCAGCCGGCGCAGCAGCACCACGAGGAGCAUCGGCUGCCGCAAGCACUGCCCCCGCAGCAGCAGCAGCACCCAGGCAGCAUGCUGGAACAGCAAGAGCGACAACGACACACCGCAGCGCUUGCCAAUGCAGCCGCUCCAGGGCAAGCAACCCAGCAAACAGGAGUUCUCUCUCUUCCGCAGCAGCAGCCGCAGCAACCCCUACAGCAGCAGAACCAUCAUCAGCAGCACCCGCAGCAGCAGCAGCAUGCGCUAGCGCUAGCAGCGGCCCUUCCUCGGCGGCCGCUAUCGCUGCUGAUGCGUCUCAUCGACGACUUCCUGUUCGUUACCACAUCACGCGCCGCUGCGGAGGCGCUGGUACGGCGACUGCACGAGGGCUUCCAGUCCGACUACGGGUGCCGUAUCAACCCCGCCAAGACGCAG
Messenger RNA from Astrephomene gubernaculifera, 698 nucleotides. NCBI's taxonomy places the organism in Eukaryota, Viridiplantae, Chlorophyta, Chlorophyceae, Chlamydomonadales, Astrephomenaceae. The record is from the annotation of a GenBank genome assembly.